AAGGAUUCGCGACGUAAUUGGUGUUGUAUAUUGCUAUCGUUCUUUUUGUUUACACCAUUUUAAGGAUUCCCGUUGUUUUGAAUUAUGAGCUACCAGGACGAGGAGGAGCAAGUGGGAUCGUUUCCGAAGGACUUCGGAUACGGCGAUUUCGAUCACGAAAGUGAUGGCAACCGCGUGUCAGAUGAUAAGCCCCAAAUUUUGCUUAUGGGGCUUCGUGGUUCCGGGAAGAGUUCCAUUCAGAAGGUAGUUUUCCACAAAAUGUCCCCAAAUGAAACGCUGUUCCUGGAAUCGACUAAAAAAAUAGUCAAAGACGACAUCAACAACAACAGCUUUGUGCAGUUUCAAAUAUGGGAUUUUCCCGGUCAGAUCGACUUUUUCGACCCGACGUUCGAUUCGGACAUGAUCUUCGGUGGCUGUGGCGCGCUGGUGUUCGUCAUUGAUGCUCAGGACGAUUACGUGGACGCGCUUACAAAGCUGAACCAAACCGUCACCAAAGCCUUCAAGGUAAACCCGCGGAUUAAAUUCGAGGUGUUCAUCCAUAAAGUGGACGGUGUGAGCGACGACUUUAAGAUGGAGUCCCAACGGGACAUACAUUCACGGGCGACCGACGAUCUGAACGAUUCUGGCCUUGAAGGUGUUCAUUUAAACUUUCACCUCACGUCGAUAUACGAUCAUUCGAUCUUCGAGGCGUUUUCGAAGGUGGUUCAGAAACUGAUUCCCCAACUUGCCGCCCUCGAGAACCUGCUGAAUCUGUUCAUUCACAACUCCGGGAUUGAAAAAGCGUUCCUGUUUGAUGUCGUGUCAAAGAUCUACAUUGCAACCGAUGCAACGCCCGUAGAUAUGCAAAGUUACGAGUUGUGCUGCGACAUGAUCGAUGUGGUCAUUGAUCUUUCUUGUAUAUAUGGUUCACGGGACAACCCUGAUGUGCCAGCGUUCGACAACCAGAGUUCCAGCAUUAUUAAAAUGAACAACAGCACGGUGCUGUACCUGCGAGAGGUGAAUAAGUUCCUGGCGCUGGUGUGCAUCAUUCGAGAGGAAAGCUUCUCCCGGCAGGGCGUGAUCGAUUACAACUUUCUUUGCUUCCGUGAGGCCAUCACGCAGGUUUUCGAGCUUCGCUUCAAGCACCAAAAGCUGGAAACCAUCGAAGAAGACUCAACUGAUAUGACGGACAUGAGGGACUUUCAUGAGGACGUAAUACCGUCCAUGAAGCGAUUCCAGGAAUAG
Anopheles nili is the source of this 1224-nucleotide messenger RNA. RefSeq names its product ras-related GTP-binding protein C (gene RagC-D). Gene Ontology annotation, biological process: positive regulation of TOR signaling; regulation of autophagy; cellular response to starvation. Gene Ontology annotation, cellular component: nucleus; lysosome; Gtr1-Gtr2 GTPase complex. Gene Ontology annotation, molecular function: GTP binding; GTPase activity. Bases 85 to 1224 code for a protein of 379 amino acids. The transcript has 3 exons. The record is from RefSeq and is a predicted model, not a curated record. Lineage: Eukaryota; Metazoa; Arthropoda; Insecta; Diptera; Culicidae.